GUUUACUCAGUGCUUGAUUUCAACUGGGAAAAGCCUCGGAAUCCACAAUUCUUAGAGAAAUUAACCAUUCUCCAAGAAAUGUUACAAGAUCCAAACUCAGAGGCUCCACCAUACUACGUAAUUGUCCAUGCAAAGAGUGGCUUAUGUGUGAACGUAGAUGGUGAGAAAAAGGUUCAUGGAAGCGGCUGCCGGUACCGGACCAAAUGGACCCACUCCGGAGAUGGAUGGCCUAUUGAGUUGAUGGGAAGUAACCCAUGUCUGAAGGCUGUUGGUGAUGGGCGGCCAGUGAAGGUCUCUACUGAUUGUCGGAGCCAACAGUCUAGAUGGAGAAGGGUUUCGAAGGAGAAGCUCCAUGUGGCUGUGAGAGAUGAACAUGACCACACCAAGUCGCUGUGCCUGGACGCCUCAAGUUCAGACCCUUCUUCAAUUGUAACCAGGAAAUGUGCUUGUAAGGAAGGUGAUCUCAAUUGCCACCAUGAGGAGCAAAGCAAUUGGUUUCAGCUUGUCCCUUCAAAUAUACCCUAGUUUGGAUUUUUGAUUUGGAUGUUAUACAAUUUAGAAAAUUGUUUUGGUUUUCCAUUGGUUUUGUUUAGGGAAGUAAAUUCACUAUGUUUAGCAUCAAAGAAUAACAUUUUUCA
Vitis riparia (riverbank grape) is the source of this 638-nucleotide messenger RNA. RefSeq lists its product as uncharacterized. The transcript is spliced from 2 exons. Lineage: Eukaryota; Viridiplantae; Streptophyta; Magnoliopsida; Vitales; Vitaceae. The record is from RefSeq and is a predicted model, not a curated record. Bases 79 to 525 code for a protein of 148 amino acids.